GAAGGCGGCGCAGCUGCGAUUUGUCCUGGAGCUGUCCCUUGUCUCCGGCGGGGUCGGCAUUGGCGGGAAGGUAGGCUGGCACCACCCGCUGCGGCGAGCGUUGUCCUUGUUUUCGUGAAUACGGUAAGCAGCUUCACUGGCAUCCGUUCGUCAGUCCCCGUCCCGCGUCCCUGCAGCCGUGCCGGACGCGGAGAGGCUACGUACACAUGGCGCGGUGCGGCGGCGGCGCGGCGCCGAAGGGUCCCUGUCCGGCGACAGUGGAGCGGCACCGGUUAAAGGAGGCGCUGGCCGAGCAGCUCCGGCAGGACCUUAGCAGGUUGCUCGCAGAGGGGACGUGCUCCGACGUGAUCGUCUGUGCGGGAGACUGGGAGCUGCGGGCGCACCGGGCAGUGCUGCUGGCGCGGGCGCCGCGGCUCCUCGCCGCGCUGGGCGGAGGACAGUCGCCUGGCACCGUGCUGCGGCUGGACGGCGUCGGGCUCGCGGAGACACGGCGCUUCUUGCGGCUUGUAUAUACAUCUGAUAAAAAUCUCGAAGAUGAGGAGCUGGCUAUGAUGAAAAAAGUAUUGGAACCCAAAAUGAUACAAGAAAACAACACUGCUACCCUUGAGAGCACCCAAACAAAUGUGAAUUGUCUUGGAGAUGGUGAAAGAACACCUGUUGAUCAGAAUACACUAAGUGAAGCUGUGCAGGAAGUUGUUUGCUCAUCCUGUAUUGAAGAGGAAAUCCCAGAAGUGGUCACUGAUGCAGAAAGCCACAAAGCCACCACAGGUAAUUCCAAGCUAGAAACUGCAUCUGCAUUAGGAGAAGACUUAAUAAUGCUCUACAAGAAGUGCUGUUGUCCAGAUACUAAUAUAUGUGUAGAAGGCAAAGUUUUUCAAGCUCACAGGGCCAUUUUAUGUGCCAGAUCUAGUUACUUUGCUGCUAUGUUGAGUGGAAGUUGGGCUGAAAGCUCCCAAGAGCACAUCACUCUUCAAGGCAUAAGCCAUGUAGAAAUAAGUGUCAUCUUGCAUUUUAUAUAUGGAGGUAUUCUGGACUUCCCAAACCGAGUUGAUGUUGGCCGCAUGUUGGGCAUCGCAGAUAUGUAUGGUCUAGAUGGGCUGAAAGAAGUAGCAAUCUACAUUUUGAAAAGAGAUUACUGCAAUUUUUUCCAAAAGCCUGUCCCUGGAAAACAGCAACCUGUACUAGAAUGCAUGGCUAUUGCUCAUUCAUUGGGAGUGGAAAACUUAUACGCCGCUUGCAUGAAAUGGGUAGGAAAACAUUUUGCAAAAUGUUUGUCAGAGAGAAGCUUUGCCAGCUUACCUACUGAACUUCAGAACAACUGUCUUGUUAUGUUGAUUAACUCCUUGAACCACAAAAAUGCUGCUUUCCUUUUGAUGGAGAGUGACCGGCUGAUCAAUAGUCUUCCCCAAGUGAAAUGGACAGAGACAGCUGUGGCCUUGGCAUCUAAGCUACAAGAAGAAUGUGUAACAUUUAUCGUGGCAAACUUCCUACACGUAGUACAAACUGAAGGCUUCUCUGUUUUGUUGCAGGCACAGGCAAUGAGCAGCAAACCAGAUCUUCUAGAACUAAUUUUUGAUGCAAUUGAAAAAAGUAUUAAUAAUGAGAAUAGCUGCUUUCUUCUUGUAGCUGUGGAUACGCUGUUGGACUCUACGAAUGUGAAGGACAUGGCUUUUACGUGCAAGAUUCAGGCUCUGCGUGAUAAGCUCUGGGUCUUCCUGGUUCAGUCUUUUUAUGCUGUUCGUCACACAGAAAGCUGGAAGCUGAUGAGGCCAGACCAUCAACAUAAAAUACAAGCAGCUGCAUUUGACAAGGGUGAUGACCGGAGACUUGGUAAAAAACCUGUAUUCACUAGUUCUCAGCUGAACAAAUCUAUUACUGAAUCUGUUGGUAUAAAGAAUACUUCCUGGAAAGAACACGGCAAGAAAGAUUGCAGGGGAGGCUCUUCCACUAAUCAGGAUAAAAUGAAAUCUGAUGGAUUAGGAGCAUCUGGACAUACAUCCAGCACCAACAGAAACACUGUUAAUAAGGCUUCAAAGCAUGAGGAUGUAAAAGGAAAAGAUGGCAAAAAAACAGUUUCGAAGAUUACUAAGGAUUCAAAACCUGGGGAGAAAGUUGCUUCACCAAAGGCUAGAGCUGUUAUAAAGACAAAAAUAGAAAACAAUGGAAAUGCAAAGAUGGAAAGCAUACUGACCAAGCAAGAUACAGAAAAGACAUCAGCUGCAAGUGGACAAAAAAAUUCAGGAAGUGGUAAAGGACUAAAGAACCAUGAAGGAAAAACUGCAGGUGCCAGACCUAAAGUGCUGACAGUAACUUCAAGUGUGCAGAUCAAAACAAAACCAUUGAAAAAAGCCACAGGGAAGGACUCUCCCUCCUUACUGACUGUGGCAGGAACUUCCGGCAAGUCAGCAAACUCAAACGUAGAUAACCAGACUGGCAGUGCACAAACAGAAGAACACAAAGAGGAUAAGUUAGUAGAGGAAGGGAAGAAACAGACUGUAGUGAAAACAAAGGCAUCUGUGAAAACAUCAAAUGGAGUCACCACCAAAAAAAAAAAGACUGAGCUUGAUGCUAAUGUCACAACAAGCAGUCUGUCCAAAAAAUCAGCUGGGAAAGGGUGUAAUGAACAAAAUGUACAAGCAGUUACAAAGAAAAAAGGGAAUGCGAGUGGCAGUUCUGCAGGACACCAAAAGACUCAAAACACACCUAUCAGCUCUCCCAAGAACCAAGGACCUCAGGGGGAAUCACCAAAUCCACUGAAAUCAGGACUGUCUCCAAAACAUAAUGAAGAAAAAAAUGUGGUACAACACCUGGUUCAGACAACACUCCCAGAAAAAAAUCCUUCAGCCAAGAAGAGGAGUGCUAAGCAGUCACAAACACCUGCUGCAAAAGCCACUGCAAAAGUAACAUCUAAAACAUUGGCUCCAUCAAAACACACUGAAAUUAUGAAUAAUAAAGACACAAAACUGAAAACAGUUGGGCAAACUGUAUUAAAAUCUCAGCCCUCUGGCCAGAAACAUUCAAGGAGUGAAUCCCCUGUUGCCCAAAAGAAUGUGCACACCUCUGAGCAAAGAGGUUCAUGUCAGAAACCUGAAAAAAACGUGAGUGAUGCUGUGGCAGGUCAGCCCAAGGACAAUAAUGAAUGCUAUUCUGUAAAGCAAAGUGAAUCUCUAAAAUCUGUGACUGAAGGUAGCAGCGAAGAGAAAAUGCAGGUGUCCUGUAAAGCCAGCAAAGAAAAAUUAUCAGAUUCUUCUGAAAACAGAGAAUACAAAAUACAAUCUGAAUCUUCUCUAGUUAUGGAAGAAGCUGUUACUAAACUCCCUGUUUCUCUGCAAAAUGAAAUGGAAGCAAGACACAUCUGUGGAGAUCAGAGCAGAAAUAAACACGCUGAAGAUACAGAAAAAGAUGAUAAAAGAGCUGAAUUUCGCUGUCAUGCGCAGUCUUCCAGUAACAGAUCCCCAGACUUUUCUAUGGAAACCAGUCAAAAAGCUACUGCUUCAGGACAACUGGUAAAACAUCCAACAGCAACAGAAGCCUGUAGUGAACAAAGCAAUAAAUUAAACUCUGAAACAAGUCUUAACGAUGGUGAAAAUGGUUUACCAAGCUCUUCCAGUACAAUAACCAGCGAGGAGGCUGAGACAUCUCCUCAGAUUCAUAUGGAAAGGCUUCUUACAGCUGAUGAGCUGUGUGAUACAUCAGCCUUGAAUGAAUACAAAUCAGUUAGUGCAGAUGUAGAUGAUGUUUCAGAAUGUUCUACAGAACAAAUAACAGAAAAAUACUCACCUAGUUACACAGGGCCUAUAGAUCCUACAGACAUGCCAGAAAGCCAUGAAAAUGCAGAAACUCCCUUCAUGGACCACUGGAGUACUGGUGCAUUAGAUCCAAAAGAGAGUCCUGAAUCAGAUACUGGUAGUGCAACCACAUCCUCUGAUGACAUAAAACCAAGAUCAGAAGAUUAUGAUGCUGGAGGCUCUCAGGAUGAUGAAGGAUCUAAUGAAAGAGGCAUUUCUAAAUGCAGCACUAUGUUGUGCCACGAUUUUCUUGGAAGAAGCAGCAGUGACACAAGUACACCUGAGGAAUUAAAAAUAUAUGACAGCAGCCUAAGAAUAGAAGUGAAAAUGAAAAAAGAGAGUUCUGAUCUCUUCCGUGUUAAUUCAACGAGUGAUGAUGAAAUACCAAGAAAAAGACCUGAAGUUUGGUCCCAUCAGGGAAGUGCCAGGACCAACAGUAGAGAAAGCAAAAGUUCUACUUUUGGUAAUACACAGUUUAGUCAGGAAGCAGACCAAGUUUCUUCUUCUGCCGAUGAAACAGAAGAUGAUAGAUCUGAAGCAGAGAAUGUUGUAGAAAACUUUCCUCCGUCAGAAGUUCCUCCUCAACAGUUCCAAGGAAUCGAUAAUUUAGCUUUUGAAGAUGCAACAACAGAAAAUGAUGCUGCAAGUCGAGAGUUUUCUAAAACUAAACAUUUCAAACGAUCUGUUUUACUUUCAGUAGAUGAAUGCGAAGAACUGGGAUCUGAUGAUAGAGCGGAAACCCACACUUCACGUCAGCAUUCAACAGAUUCUCUUACUCCUCCAGAAGUGUUUGACAGUAUAUCCCAAGAGAACCACGGAAAGACAUUCUAUUCGAGAUAUGCACUGGGAAUUGAAGGCGGACUCCUGGAUUGCAAACAGCAUAAGGAUAGAGACAAUAGAUUGGAUACAAGUGAAAGUUCUGUCCUACAUAUUUGUGGCACUGAAAUCCAAGGGAAGGAGAAUGGAGGCGCUUCAAUGACUAAACAACAUUGCUCAGAGAAAGCAGACUCAGCAGCUACUCCAUGGCUGGGAGAGAACCAGAAAGUAACUAUGAAGAAUGAGGUGGCAAGUGAAUUUCACCAGUGCAAUAAAUACUCAGACAAUGAUGCAAAAUCUCAAGAAAGACCAUGUCAUUUGGACCUUCAUCAGAGAGAAACGAAUUCUGAUGUGCAAAAGAACAGCUCUGCAAAACCUGUAGAAGCCAGUAAGAAUCAGAUACUGACUCAGGAAGGUCAAGAGAGAGACAGUCAACCAGCAUCUACUGAGUGCGCUAAUACUGAUUUACUUCCAGGAGACAUAGAUGAUUAUGACUCAAUGGCACAAACCUGCAUGUAUGAGCAUCGGCCUUCAAAAACCCUUUCUCCAAUAUAUGAAAUGGAUGUUGGAGAAGCAAUUGAGCAGAGGAUGGAUUCAGAAACAGCAGUUCUAGAUGUGGAUUUUGAAGAUCAGCAAUUUGCAGAACAGGACUGGACACUUCUCAGGCAAUUGUUAUCUGAGCAGGACUCAAAUAUAGGUUUCAAAAACUCCGUUCCUGAAGACCUUAACUUAGCACAAUGUCUUAUCAAUCAGACACUGUUUCUGGCACGAGAUGGUUCAAAUCCUCAGGGUACAUCACAAGUUGACACAUUCAGUAGGUGGACUGAACUAAUAUCUCCACUUGACGAUUCUUCAGCAAGCAUUACAGUGGCAAGCUUUUCAUCUGAAGACUGUUCGUCCCCUCAAGGGGAAUGGACAAUUCUUGAACUUGAAACCCAUCAUUAAGGUGAUGAAUUGUUUGCAACUGAACUCCAACCCAUUCCCCAAAUCUAUUUUUGAUGGUUUUUUUCCAUACAAUAAUGAAAUACUGCAUCAGUCAAGAACGAGCAAUUCUUGAUACUGAGGCAAUCUUUCUGAUACAAUGAGGUAACUAUGUUAAUUUAUAAUCUAGAGUGAAUCACAAGGACAGUAAUUUUUUCAAGACUUAAAUGUAUGUCUUUUCUAAAAAUGAACUUUGAGCAUGUGUUUUCUAGACUUGUUAGGAAAAUUAGAUUACAUAAGAGAGAAAAAAUCUUGAAAUCUUGGGUUCCACCCUUCCUUCUAUCUUCCUUUCUGACAUUUAUUAUUCUUUUUGAGCAAGAAUUUACAGAUGAUGGCACAGUUAGUAGAGCUGUUCCACUCUCCCCCCUCCCUCCUGCCCAUAUGGUGACUGCAUUUUACAACAAUAAAAGUUCAGAGUGGUCAUGUCAAAAGGUGAUGUUUGCCAGCACUGCUUUAAAAUGAUGGAAAUGUGCUCAAAGGAAAUGUUUCAAUACGGAUCUGCCUUGGCCUUUAUUAAUAUGAGCAGUUUGCUUCAUCUGUUUGUUUGAGAUUUGAUUUUUGUAUUUUUGGUUUGUUUUGUUCAGGAGUUUCCAAUAAAUUUUUUACAUUGUCUUUCCUUUAAAUAGAAGACUUCACGAGGGUGUGUGCUAUAGGAAGAGUGCUGUUUCUUUCUUGGAAAUGCACAUAUUUUAAUAUUUUUAAUGGCAUAGUGCAUGGAAUUUAGAGGAGUUGGUAGAAUGCUGCUUCUGUUCUAAAAAAAAAGCAGACCUGGUAUCUCCAAACGUUGUGGCCAGUGUUGUAUCUGGAAUCUGACAUUGAUUAUAAUUACUUCAGGCUUUGGUUUAUUACAGUUGUACCCUUCUGACUCUGGGGCAUGGCAAGAUUCUCAGGAAUUGGGUUUUGUUUAUUCUCAUAAAUGCUACACUUUUAGAGGGGUAACAUCAUUUCUGCAUCUUCAUUAACACCUCUAGUGUAGCUUUUAUAUUGAGACUAAAUGUGAACAUAAACAUUAUUUUGACUAAGAGCAAAACAGAAUCUAUUUUGUGGUACUGCUCAUUCUGCUUCUUUUGGUGUGGAUAGGACUGUUUAUUUUCUUCUCUGACUUAACAGGGGAGGAAUUAAUUUCUUAGUUCUCAAAAGUCAGAACUCCUGAAACAUACAGGUCCUUUAGGCUUUCUAAGAUAGCUGCAUUGGGGAAAUGGCAGGCCUUACAUUUUACACAGCUUAAAAUCUGAAAAGGUAGCAUUCUGCCUGCUCUUGGUCAUUUACAGAAGUGCCUUCAGAACUGGGUGCCAUAUGGCAGCAAAAAGCUCCUAACAUCUUUUUAUUAAAGCUAUUUAAGAUACAUGCACCACUUAAGGUGGCUGUAACCACUGAUAAUAUGGUCACUUCUGCAAGCUUUUACACAAUUCCAACAAUGCUUUGUAAUUUUCUUUAGAAGCUUCAUUUCGUUUUGUUCAGUUCUGCGGAAAUACAAAGUUACCCAGCAUAUGAUUAAUGUAGUUAUGGCUUGCCUGUGGAUGUGACAUAACAAAGAGCUGCAAGGCAAAAUAAUUUAUCUAGAAAUGUUGAGCCUCUGAUACAGAAGUAAAAGUUGUUCUAUUUUCCCCCAAAAAAGGGAAAAGAGAUAAAGAAGGCCUAUGUCAUUGAAAGAGAAGGACUCUAAAAUCAGAAGAAAUAUACAGCUGCAUAAUAAAAUAUUCCUCCCACUUUUUCAACUUGUAGCAGCAUAAAUAGUCAGAGAUAUAAUUCCAGAUAUUGUGAAUUUAAUAGGCUAUAUUUAUCCCAGUCUUCAUAUGAGAGUUAGAAGAACCUUUAAAAGUGCAGGUCAUCAAGAUGUAGUGAUAGCAGAUAUUUUUUUCUUAUAAAUAAAAGAACUACAGCAUUAGACAUAGUAAAAGAUGAAAGUUUAGAGAAGCUGUUAGAGAUGGCUGACAAAUGGUGUUUUCUCAAUUUCUGUGUAAAGGACUAAAGUAAAAGCUGUUUAGAAUAAAGUUUAACCAACUUUAAAAUCCUAACGAGUAGUGGGCAUUCACAUGUUAAGCAAAAUGAAAUGUUGGAAAGGAGAAGAUAAAGGAUUAGGAAAAGUGACAGAAAGUGAAAGAAGAGCUCCUUUUCUCUAUUUUUUUACUUUAUCCAUAUUUUUUAACAUCCUUCUGAAUUGGAAAAGUAACACUCAGAAGUGGGACACAAAGUUCCAUGUUUGUUAUAGGAAAUACAAUAAUGUAUAGAUUUUUUUUUUUAAUUGCUGAGGGUUUUUUAAUUUACUUUUCCACUUGUAUGAAAAUGAAAUUAGCUUUUUUCUUCAAGUCUCUUCUGAUGGUGUUGUUGCAAUUGCUUUAACAGUUUUGCAGUAGACCAGUGAUUAGAAUUUUGUGUAUUGUCCAGUCGGUACAUAUGCAGCCACAGAAUUCAGCUUCCCACAGCCAAACAGCCUCUGUAGAAGCAGCAGGAACAGAAAGUGGUAUUGUUUUAAAUUUGCGUUACCAGAGUGUCUGUGAGGCUUAAUCAGGCCAGCAUCCCACUGGCUAGACACUGUGCAAACACAGAACAAAAACAAAGGCUUCCCACAGAGUGGGUAUAAUCCAAGUUAAGACAAAAGACAAAAAGAACAAGGAUGGAAAAGUAAAAUGAGAGUGUCAAUAUUUGUCUAGCUGAUUAGCAAUGGUUUCAGCACACCAUCACUUUAAAUAUUGUCAUCUUUUUUUUUCCUGUAUACAUUAUGAGAAGGGAAAAAUGGAGAGUGAGAUUUGGAGGCUUGUUAACAAGGGAGCUGUAAGAAUCUAUAUUCUGGACCAGCUCUGCAUGGCAUCUAAACUCUAUUUGACUUUGCUUAGUAGUCCUUUCUCAGUCAGUCAGAUGUCCAAGCAUUAAGCAGAUGGAGGUGGCUAUCUGUUUAACAGUAUCAGUCAUCUCAGCUCUCUGGAGUCCUGCCCAUGCCUCCUGACAAUGUUUUUGCCACUGUGUUGAUGUCUUCUCUAAAGUAUGAGAGAAUGGACAAAAGCUAGUUUCAAAACUUUACAGAGAAACAAAGCUAGUGUUAUGGGCACCAAGUGAACAGUGAUCGAGGGCUCCUGAGUGGCCUCUAAAGUAAAGACAAGGUCUGUCCAUCUGAUGAAAGACUGGCAGGGCAUCAGUGAAGAAACUAAAGAAAGAGAUAGAAUAAUCAAAAUAACGUUUAAGAAUUUACCUUUGCAGUAGUAUUUUGAAUGAGUAAAGACAGUGAAAUUGCUUUGUCAGAGCCUGUGAAAAUGCUGAAGUCAGUGGCUGAUACUGACAGCUUAUAUGAGAUUAAGUGAAUAAGCAAAAUCUAUAUCCUGCAGCUAUAAACAAGAAGUUCAGUGAAGUACUGGUGAAAUUUAGAGGAGACAACUUAGAAAUCAGAUUUUAAGAUGACUGGUUUUGCCUACCUAGAAUGACAUUAUGAAAGUGAAAAUAAGGAAGGCUGUUGUAUGGGUGCAUUAAGUUUAAGAAGCUAGACCUCUAGAAAGUGAUGUCCAUAGGCAUCAUUGCUACUUUGGUUUGAAAAAUUAGUGUCUAGUCUGGACUGUAGAAGCAGCUCUGCAGAUCUUUCACAUGUAGAUGCUACCUAAAGUAGUCACCAACAAACCUACCCUGGAGAGAAAAGAGAAGGAAAUAUGGAGUGUUUGCCCUUCAAGUGCAAACUUUGCCCUCCAAUCUUUGGAUUUGGAACACUAUGGGAAACUGAGGAAAGUGGAUUUUCUUCCAAAUACUCCACUCAAAAAAACCCAAUCUUGGAAGGAAAGGAAAUGAAAAAGAUAGGGAUAGGAGUGAAAUGAGGAUAACAGGAUACAAUUAAUAAUGUACCACUGGUUUCAUUGAAGAUGGCUCACGUGAUGAAUAUAAAAUAGCAGGUUUGAGGCCAGUUAUAGAACAUGUUAUUAAGGACUGUAAUCAAAAUGAAAUACUGACUUCCUCAAAAUGAAAGGCAGGCAGAUGCCAGUUUGAUAGAGCGUGACAGAACUACAGGAAGGAAACAGCUUAACCAUUAGAAGAGAAACAACAGUUGGAAAAGCACAUUGGUUAAUAAUAAUAUAUUUUGUCUUUUUAAAGACAUGAAAUUAUACAGUGUGGCAGAAAAGAAAAAAAUUAGAAGACAAAGUGAGGAUCAGGAGGGAUAAACAUGCUUGAAAUGAGAUCAGCAGGGAGCCUACUACAAAUGAUCAGAUAAGAACAUAAGAUAAGCAUCUGCUUUUGUGGCCAAAGUAGUGGAAAGAACACUCCAUAUAUUCAUCAACUUUUCUCCUAGAAAAACUUGCCCUAGAAUCAUAGAAAUACAGAAAAAUGCAAGCUUGAUGGGAUCUCAAAGGGUCUCUGGUCAAAUCGUAUACUAAAAGCAGAGUUCACGGUCUAUAGGAUGUAAAAUGGUAAUAAAGUCAGCAGGAAAGAACCUGCUGCUUAGAGGAAAUACGUGAGGUAUAAAUAUUCACAUUAUAAUAAAAUGCUUUUGGUAUUGUUGGAAAAUCUUAGUAAUAAAGUACAAGAACUACAGCUUGCUUGCAAUAUUUUUAAGUUCUGAAUGACGUGACUGAGCUGUACACCUUUAAUAGUUGUAUUCCACACUUUACUUUUUGAGGUUUUAAAAUUAUUUCAGAAUUACACAGGAUUGUUAAGUUUGCACAUUGUCAGGCAAGAGAAUUUCCCGUGCUUCUCACAAAGAUUGUCCAUAGGAUCUGUUGCUCUAACCUUGUUUCUCAGUGUCUUUCAAGGAAAUUAACAACAACAAAAAAAAUGCACCUGUUUCACAUACAGACUGUAGGAAGCUAGUUUAAAUCUUCAUGUAGAUGUUACUUACUGCCACCAGGAAAAGAAUUAGUAGCAUGCUUAUUCUACUUUGUUCCAGAGAAUUUAAACCUUUGCAAGAAAUAAUUAAGAACUGCUAUUAUGUUUUUCAUCAGUUGCUCAGAACCAAGACAUUUAAGAAUUCAUUGUUUUGCUUUCAUGAAUGUCAAAGCAGAAUAUUUGGUUGACCUCAGCUGAAGCAGGUUCAGGGCAUACCUGUAUUAAAUGCAUGCACUGAAACUGCUAUUUUUCCAAUAUAUCUAUUUUAUAGUUUUCUAGUUCUACUCUACUGUUAACAUUGUACAAUUGUAGAUGUGACAAAUUGCAGCUAGAAAGACUUCAAUUUAGGAGUCAUAAUUGUAUGCAUUCUGUUAAUAAUUCAUGACUGGGGUGAUUUAUCAUUUGUACAUUGAUAGAUGACGUUCUUGCCAGGACUACACAGCAACUAACAGAAUGAAAAGUAGGAGUUUUAUUACGAUGGAUGAUUCCUUGGAAAUGGACUUUAGAAUUUGAAAUCCAAUACAGUCAGAAGCUUUCAGCUCUUACGCAAAACCCAUACUGGUUUUCAGCUCUUUCCCUUUAACACAAUCUAUACAUACAAUUUUUGAAAAGUAAGGUUUACAUCUAUUUUUUAAUACCAAACUGUUGACAACUACUACAUGUGUUUAAGGAUACUAAACCUUGAACAGGGGAAAGUGAUUUACAUAAAAAGUGGUUAUCAGUUGGGAAAAAAAUACCAGGUUUGAUAAGGCUUGGGUUUUUUUUUUCACUUCUGGUAACUAAUAACUUAAGAAUCUAUACAGCACAGAAGUCCAUGCACACCUGUUUAUUUUUUGCAUUCUUCCUUUUCUCCUUAGCUUUACAAUCUCCACUGCCUACUUAAUUAGACUACAGUUCCACACACCUAGAAGCAAAUCAACUUAAAACCUUUUCAGAUUGGCUUUCAGGUUAACAUCCACCUUUUAGAAAGGGUAAUGAAAAUGGAAGUGGUACUGGGGGCAAGCGCUGUCUAUAUGGGGGCUUUUGUAUAGUACUCUGUGAGGGUUCUGAUGAAUCUUCUGGACACAGUUAAAAGUAUGAAAUAAUAAUAAUGGAAUUCCAUUAAGUUGCUUCCCUGUUCUCCUUUAUUUAUUGCUGAAGUUUCCAGCUCAGAAGACUCUUACCAUAGAGAAAUCAAAGUCAAAAGAAAUCACACAUUCUCCAUUAAGCGCAGUAAAAUACUCAUCAGAUCUUCAGUAAGUGAAGCCUCGGUAGGUGGAGGGGAGUUGACUGCAACUCAGUAACUAUGUAACAAGGAUGAUGAUCAAAAGAGGUUUUGUGUGUUAACAAAAGAUUACUCCUAAGUAGAUUAGACUGAGUGGAUAUUCUGAUGAAUCUAAAAAGAGGCUCAAGUGUACAGAUACAGAGACUGAGCUCCAUUACUCAGGUAGUCCAUCAGGUUUUAUACUUAUGCACACAGGUAGAAGUGACUCUGACUUCUUUCUUGGGUCCCACUGAAAUUAGUGUAAGGGGUGUUAGAGCCACAUUUAUAAAAGAGUAGAAACACCAGUAGAAUUUUUUUGUAUAUGAAACAUCUUUUAACUGUAUAUGCCAGUUUUGAGACUCAUCUCUCCAGAUAACUUCUCAAAUUUACAUGUCCUCAUUUAUGCAAUCCUUAUUUAGUCAUUUGUGUGACUCUUGUGUUUCAUGGAAUUAGUUUAGUUUUUCACUUCUUUUUAUGAUCCACUGUCACCUGUCUCUCAGUAGCAUUACAUCAGUCUGCUUAAGAUCAGUAUAAACAGGACAAAACAUAUGUACAUGCCAAAUUCACUGUAGGUAGUAUAAAAACAUUUUGUUACCUUCAUAGAAUUAGGCAAUUUUCAUGGCCAUGAACACGAGACCCAUCUGUAAGUAAAAUCCCCUAUCUGUAACAGAACGUUCUCCCCUGUCUUUGUGACAGAAAAAUAAACAUCAAUCUCUUUUUUGCUAGAUUAUCAUGGUCAUAGGGAGUAAUCCUAUUUGGAGCAUCGUUUGAGUCACUAGCUGUACUCCACGGAUUUAUCAUCCUAGAAUACUUUAACCAUUGAGUCCUUGGGUGGUGAAGUUGUUAAGAGCUCUCAAACUGAAUGCUUGCAUGUUUUCCACCCGCUUGCUUUUCAAACCUAGAUAAUUAUCUGGGGUCUAAGUAACUGUAUUUCUAAAUGAAUCCCUGUGAACACAGUCUUCUGUUUCCAGAAUCUCUGUACAACUGCAUAGUCCCACAAGCUUUCUUCCCCAUACUCCAUACUGAGGAUUCUUAGCUGACUUCUGUAUGACAGAAAAUAAUAAACCCUAUCUGUAACUUAA
Messenger RNA from Pogoniulus pusillus (Red-fronted tinkerbird), 12713 nucleotides. It is a transcript of the gene BTBD8, whose product is annotated as BTB domain containing 8. Gene Ontology annotation, molecular function: protein binding. The record is from RefSeq and is a predicted model, not a curated record. NCBI's taxonomy places the organism in Eukaryota, Metazoa, Chordata, Aves, Piciformes, Lybiidae. The coding region runs from base 207 to 5549 and encodes 1780 amino acids. The transcript has 18 exons.